This is a messenger RNA of Egretta garzetta (little egret), 1924 nucleotides long. RefSeq names its product ATP/GTP binding protein like 5 (gene AGBL5). The transcript is spliced from 9 exons. Gene Ontology annotation, biological process: protein deglutamylation; proteolysis. NCBI's taxonomy places the organism in Eukaryota, Metazoa, Chordata, Aves, Pelecaniformes, Ardeidae. The coding region runs from base 26 to 1846 and encodes 606 amino acids. The record is from RefSeq and is a predicted model, not a curated record. Gene Ontology annotation, molecular function: metallocarboxypeptidase activity; zinc ion binding.
CCCCCAGCCCUCGCCCACUUCCCAGAUGGUGGAGACGCAGUUUGUGCUGUCCUUCGUGCACCGCUUCCUGGAGCACCGCGGCGCCACCACCUACUUUGCCUUCUGCUACCCCUUCUCCUACACGGAGUGCCAGGAGAUGCUGGCGCAGCUGGAUGGCCGCUUCCAGGAGUGCAGGCACAUGUCUCCCAGCAGCCCCCUCGACUCAGUCUAUUACCACCGGGAGCUGCUCUGCCACUCCCUGGACAAGCUGCGAGUGGACCUGCUCACCGUCACCUCGUGCCACGGCAUGCUGGAGAAGCGGGAGCCCCGGCUGGACAAGCUCUUCCCAGACACGACCACUCCACGGCCGCGCCGCUUUGCAGGGAAGAGGGUGUUCUUCCUGAGCAGCAGAGUCCACCCAGGAGAAACACCCUCCAGCUUCGUCUUCAACGGCUUCCUGGACUUCAUCCUGCGUGAGGAGGACCCCCGCGCGCAGAUGCUGCGGCGGAUGUUCGUCUUUAAGCUCAUUCCCAUGCUGAACCCCGACGGGGUGGUGCGAGGUCACUAUCGAACCGACUCCCGUGGGGUAAACCUGAACCGCCAGUAUCUCAACCCUGACGCCGAGCUGCACCCUGCGGUCUACGGGGCCAAAGCUGUCCUCCUCUACCACCACGUUCACAGCCGCGUCCUGCCAGGCUCUCCUGACUGGAGGACGUACGUCUCGCCACUCAGCACCAGCUUGCUAAGCACAAAAUCUUCCAACCAUUCCAUCCGCAGCAGCGCCCCGUCCCCAGAGGCUGCCCUGUCAGAGCUGGAGAAAGCCAAUAACCUCCGCAACUCGCCCAGCGCCUGGCGUGCCAGCAUGUACUUCAGCCCUUCUCAGGAACCCCGGCUCUCGGGAGUGCCUGCCUCUGAGCGGGGCAGCAAGGAUCCUGUCUGGAUCCUCCCUUCGAGCCGCACCGCAGAGCACUGUGAGGAGGAAGCCAGGAGGCCUCCGCCACCACCUCUCCCCGAAACCAUCCUGCCCCAGGACAGCGGGCUGGCCUACUACAUCGAUCUCCACGGGCACGCCUCCAAGCGCGGCUGCUUCAUGUACGGCAACAGUUUCAGUGAUGAAAACGAUCAGGUGGAGAACAUGCUGUUCCCCAAACUCAUCUCCUUGAACUCACCUCACUUUGACUUCACGGGCUGUAACUUCUCGGAGAAGAACAUGUACGCCAAAGACAAGCGGGACGGGCAGUCUAAGGAGGGCAGCGGGCGAGUGGCCAUCUACAAAGCCUUGGGGAUCAUCCACAGCUACACACUGGAGUGCAACUACAACACGGGGCGCUCGGUGAACAGCAUCCCCGUGGCCUGUCACGACAAUGGGCGGGCCAGCCCGCCGCCCCCUCCUGCCUUCCCCUCCAAAUACACCGUGGAGCUGUUUGAGCAGGUCGGGAGAGCCUUGGCUGUGGCAGGGCUGGACAUGGCCGAGUGCAAUCCCUGGCCCCGGAUCGUCCUGUCGGAGCACAGCUGCCUCAGCAACCUGCGCGCCUGGAUGCUGAAACACGUGCGUGGCAUGAAGGGCGCAGGCGGGGGGCCGGGGAGGAGAGGAGGUGCCAGGACCCCCCCCAGGAGCUCCACCGGGCUCCCCACCUCGGCCUCCGAUAACGCCCUGUCCCGCAUGAGGAGCUUCAGCAACGGCACCAGCGGGAGCGGCAGCAGCCAGCAGGACUCGCCGCAGAUCAAAGCCUCCCCCAGCUUCACCUUCAGCUGCAGCAGGCCCUCGGCUCCGGCCGCUGCGAGCCAGAGUCCUCAGAAAGGCAGCAGCAGAGCCCCGGCACCGGGCAGAGGCACGUGCUGCGCAGCAGUCGAUGGUGGCGCAUGACUCUGGUCAUGGCGAGGCAGGCUGGCGGAGCUGUAAUUAGUCACUGGGGGCUUUGAACAUGCGGUGAGUCCUGUCCGG